UUCAGACACAUUUGAAAACUAUUGCCAAAGGCCCAAAACCCAAUAAAACCAAAUAAGAAUUGGUGGAACCACAAAUGACUAGAUUUCUUUUUCUCUUUUCCAUUUUCAUCCUUUCAGUUUCAUCAACAUGCUCGGAUUCAUUCUAUGAAAAAUUCAUCCAAUGCCUUUCCCUGAAUUCCCCACCUCAUAUUAGCCCAAAACCCAAUAAAACCAAAUAAGAAUUGGUGGAAACACAAAUGACUAGAUUUCUUUUUCUCUUUUCCAUUUUCAUCCUUUCAGUUUCAUCAUCAUGCUCGGAUUCAUUCUAUGAAAAAUUCAUCCAAUGCCUUUCCCUGAAUUCCCCACCUCAUAUUCCAGUUUCCUCAAUUGUAUACUCCCCAAGUAAUUCUUCCUACUUAUCCAUCCUUGAAUCCAAUGUUAAGAAUCUCAGAUUUUCUUCCCCUACAACCUCAAAACCACUUAUUAUAGUCACACCCUUCAUUGAUUCCCAUGCACAGGCCACGGUCAUUUGUUGCAGACAACUUGGACUGCAAGUCAGAAUUAGAAGCGGUGGCCAUGACUAUGAAGGCCUCUCUUACACUGCUGGUCUCCCAUUUGUCCUCCUUGACCUCUAAUUCCUUAGAUCCAUUGACGUUGAUAUUGAAGAUAACAGUGCUUGGGUUGAGGUUGGAGCAACCAUAGGUGAAGUGUAUUAUAGAAUUGCAGAGAAAAGUCCGAUCCAUGGAUUUCCAGCUGGGCUUUGCCCACUAGUUGGGGUCGGUGGGCACUUAAGUGGGGGCGGCUUUGGUACCAUGUUAAGAAAAUAUGGCCUGGCUGCUGAUAAUAUUAUUGAUGCUCAUUUUGUUGAUGUUAAUGGCAGAAUUCUCGAUAGAGCAUCCAUGGGAGAAGAUCUCUUUUGGGCCAUUAGAGGUGGUGGAGCAGCAAGUUUUGGUGUCGUUAUUUCAUGGAAAAUCAAGCUUGUUGAUGUACCACGCACGGUAACUGUGUUCAGCAUAGCCAAAAUCUUAGACCGAAAUGCUACUAAACUUGUUCACAAGUGGCAACAUAUUGGGCACAAACUUGAUACAAAUCUUUUCAUUAGAGUCGUAAUUCAAGCAACGAGUACGACUGACGGAAGAUUCAGGAAUAACAUACUACAAUUGACAUUUAAUUCCAUGUUUCUUGGGAGAGCUGAUCAGCUCCUUAAGAUAAUGGAAAAUAGCUUCACUGAAUUGGGUUUGAAGCUGAGUAACUGCAUGGAAAUGAUCUGGAUUGAAUCCUUACUUUAUUUUUCAUAUUACCCAGAAGGAACGAGUAUUGAAGCACUGAGAGAUAGGAUUCCACAAGAAAUAGUCUACUUCAAGGGUGCAUCAGACUAUGUCAAGAAACCCAUACCAGAAGCGGCAUGGGAACAGAUAUGGAAAGUGUGUUUAGAAGAAGAGAACUCGGUCUUGAUCAUGGACCCUUAUGGUGGUCGAAUGAAUGAGAUUUCAGAAUCUGAAAUUCCUUUUCCACAUAGAAAAGGAAAUUUGUAUAAUAUUCAGUACUUUAUCCAAUGGAAAGAUGAAGGAGUUGGGCCAUCAAAGAGGCACAUAGAAUGGAUAAGAAGGGUGUAUAAGCACAUGACUCCCUGCGUAUCACACUCUCCAAGGACUGCUUAUCUUAAUUAUAGGGAUCUUGAUUUGGGUAGGAAUGAUAAUGAAAACACAACCUACUCACAAGCUGCAAGAUGGGGCCUCAAGUACUAUAAGAAUAAUUUCAGGAGGUUGGCGAUUGUUAAGGGCGAGGUUGAUCCAUACAACUUCUUUGCAUUUGAACAAAGCAUCCCACCUCUCACUUUGAAUGAAGGGAAGAGGGCAACAGAGUGAACAAAAAAAAAAAAAAAAAAAUAGUAGCAGAACUCACGUCGUUGCCGUCGUUAUUACAUUUUCGAUUGUCCUCCCACGUCGCUGGUGAUCUCCCUCUCUGACUACUCAAGUUUUCUCAGUCCGCCCCUCACGUGAAGAGUUUUGAAACUUGAAACAACUUUUUGAAAUUUCAC
Messenger RNA from Quercus lobata, 2020 nucleotides. RefSeq names its product berberine bridge enzyme-like 23. Bases 792 to 1847 code for a protein of 351 amino acids. Gene Ontology annotation, molecular function: oxidoreductase activity; flavin adenine dinucleotide binding. The record is from RefSeq and is a predicted model, not a curated record. The transcript has a single exon. Lineage: Eukaryota; Viridiplantae; Streptophyta; Magnoliopsida; Fagales; Fagaceae.